AUGAUUUUACUCCAACCCAUUGAAUAUAAUGCUGUAGGAGAAAAAAUUAUACUUGUUGAUGGCAAGAAAGUAUUGGAAUCUGUUUUGAUGGAGAGACCAAAAUUAGCCAAGAUUUCAAGCAUGGGUAGCUAUGCUACGCCAAGCUUGGCCAGCAAAAAAAUUUAUCAAACAGAUUUAACUUUUAAAAAUGGCGGAAAUGUGAAUGUUUAUAUCACCUUGGAUAUUGUCAUCAACGUGGCUGGUUGA
This is a messenger RNA of Entrophospora sp. SA101, 246 nucleotides long. The record is from the annotation of a GenBank genome assembly. NCBI's taxonomy places the organism in Eukaryota, Fungi, Glomeromycota, Glomeromycetes, Entrophosporales, Entrophosporaceae.